AUGCGGAUCCUAAGAUGUCUGUGUCGUUUUUCUGUAAUGCUGAAGUUCCUCGAUGUUUUUGUUUUUAAGAUUCUAAUACUGAUGACGGUCGUUGGGUCAUGCUGGACUAGCGAGCUGGGCGGUCAUGGACUGACAUUGGGGGAAAUCGAUACAGGUCACGAUGGGCACGACAUUGGUUUGGGUGAAAUAGGAUGGGACUCGCAUGACCUGGGAGGUUAUGGUGGAGGCGGCCAUUUUAUACCCGUUAUUAAAACAAUUGGGGUACCAGUGGCGAAGCACGUCCCAUUUGUCGUCCGUACUCUCCAAGUCGAAAAAGUUCCGCAAAGCUACCCAGUUCCAGUUUUUGUAUCGAAACCAGUUCCUUAUCCGGUGGAGAAGCAAGUGUUCACGAAAGUGGAGAAGAAGGUGCCCACACCAGUAGAGAAGAUCAUUCCUGUGAAGAUCGUGAAGCCAGUUCCGUUUACUAUAGUGAAACACGUUCCUUUUCACGUGGUGAAGCCAAUUCCCAUCAAAAUUCCAAUUUACAAAACGAUCAUUCACCGUCACAAGGGACAUUGA
This is a messenger RNA of Hylaeus volcanicus, 558 nucleotides long. RefSeq lists its product as uncharacterized. Lineage: Eukaryota; Metazoa; Arthropoda; Insecta; Hymenoptera; Colletidae. The transcript is spliced from 4 exons. The coding region runs from base 1 to 558 and encodes 185 amino acids. The record is from RefSeq and is a predicted model, not a curated record.